AUGGAAGAUCAUAAGAGAAAGAGUCAGGCCGGUACUGCCACAGAGGAGAACAAGAAAGCAAGAGUUGAGUCUCACUCGAAACAUACCGAACCCGCUUCAAUCACCAUCCCCAAUGAUGGUGAUGCCCUACUUUUAAAGUUGGCCCACUCUCGUGCCAUGUCCAUCAAGACCAGAGAUGAGAUCAUCUUUUCCGCUCAAAGAGAUGAUAACCUGUGUAAAGUGUUUAAGGGUCUAUGUGACAAGAAGUUCUUAUCCGUCCCAGUAUUCACUCAAGGAGAUAGAAAGAAGUGGUUGUCAUUCAUUGACAUCUUUGACAUUGUCAAAUAUGUUAAUCAUCACUUUGGAAAGGAGAAGAUGUCACCAGAGCAUGACUUCUGGAAACUUUCCCAAGAGUCUGAGCAGUUCCAGGGACUGCGAGUGGACGAUGUUAUGUCCUUCCCCACCAAGGAGAACAAGUUCCAUCCAAUCACCCAAGACUACUCACUGUUGUCGGUGGUCGAGAUCAUGGCCAGAGACCAACAUGCCCAUCAUAUCCCCAUCUUAAACAACAUGAAGGAGCGUCAUCUCGUCUCUAUCUUGACCAUGUCCCAGAUGGUCAAGUACGUCCACGACAACCUACAGUACCUCGGUACCAAGAAGGACUUGCUUGUCAGCGAAAUGCGUGGCCUAUGCAAUGAUGGCGACAUUGUCACCGUCCCAACCACCAUGAUCACAAUUGAUGCCUUCAAGCUCAUGGAGGAGAAGAACAUCAGUGGUUUGGCUGUUGUCGAUGACAAGGGCGUACUGGUGGACACCCUCUCCACACGAGACCUCAAGGCGAUGGCCACCGAUGGCUCGCUCUUCUGGAAGCUCUACCGCCCAGUGUCUGCCUUCUUGGACUUUAUCAAGAAGGACGCCAACACCAUCCGUCCAAGACACGCCAUCUUUGCCCUCAAGACCGACACCUUUGAGUCAGUCCUGAACAAGAUCUUCACCAACGAGGUACACCGUAUCUUUAUCGUCGAUCAUGCCGACACCAAGAAACCAAUCGGUGUAGUAAGUUUGGGUGACCUCCUCCUGCAGAUCCUUCCAAUCUAA
Molecule: messenger RNA, 1077 nt
Organism: Acytostelium subglobosum LB1
Lineage: Eukaryota; Evosea; Eumycetozoa; Acytosteliales; Acytosteliaceae
Exons: 2
Coding region: 1-1077 (358 amino acids)
Source: RefSeq, a predicted model, not a curated record